AAUUCAUAAUUUUUAAUGAUUUCAAUUGAAUAAUUUUUUAAGCAGUAAGAUAAUAAUACACGUGACGACAUACAAAAAAAGAACGUAUUUUAACGCAAGUAAUCGUAAGUUUCAAAGUUCCAUCAACGAUGUCGAAAUAGUUGGACGUUCCGAGAACUGGUAUACGAUCGAUGAGUGUUGUAUGGAUAUGACUCUCAGUAUUAAUAAGAUAUUUCAAAGUUUUCGCAAUAAAUGCACUAUUAUCCGAAAAUAAAAAACAAUGUUAUUAAUUAAGAAGAAUCGUACUUCGCUAACGAUACGGCAUAGAAAUGCUGUUAUAUCGUGAGUUUCGAAAAAUCGUACGAAACUCGAAAAUUAUAACCUAAUGGAGGUUAUUUAUGCCUACUUCCGUAUAUGAAAGUUUGUUUAUAAUAGUUGUUAAGAAACAUUUGAAUAUUUCAAAAUGUUGGAAGGACUCGUUGCCUGGGUGCUAAAUAAUUACCUAGGAAAGUAUGUCGAAAAUUUAAACACAGAUCAAUUGAGUAUUGCUUUAUUGUCAGGAGAAGCUGAGUUAGAAAAUCUUCCAUUAAAGAGGGAGGCAUUGCGUCACAUUGGUUUACCAAUUGAAAUAAAAGCAGGAUUUAUCGGUAAAGUUAGGUUGCAAGUACCUGUUCGUCAAAUAAGAACAGCCUCGUGGGUUAUAGUUAUAGAGCAGCUUUAUUUAGUAGCAGGACCGAUCAGUUUAGAAGAAUUUGACGUUGAGGCAGAGGAACAAGCAAUUUUAGAAUAUAAGUUAAGUCGGCUAGAUUCUUUAGAAGCAAGAUGGAGAGCUGACACGGAGCAUGAUCCUGGUUAUUAUGCUACAAGUUAUAGUUCUUGGGUAAAUUAUGGCACCUCCUUAGUCACAAAUAUCAUCGAAAACUUACAGCUUAACAUUAAAGAUGUUCAUAUAAGAUAUGAAGACGGUAUAACAUUAUCGGAUGGUAUAGCACUGGGUAUAACUAUAGGAGCUUUAACUGCUCAAAGUUGCGAUGCUAGUUGGAUACCAGGCUCUACUUCAUGGAAUCUCACAGAUGCCUCUUUUAAGCUUAUGGAACUUGAUAAGCUUUCCAUUUACUGGAAUCACCUGAAGACAAACGAGUUUUUCGGUUCUCUCAAUCUUGGUGAUUUAGCUAUCGCUAUGAGUGAACCAAGAAACAUAAUAAAGAAAUAUGUUUUAUCACCAGUUAAUGCAAGGGCGCAUAUUAAAAGAGAUAGAUCUGAACGACCAUUGAGAUCAACAAGUAAACCAAGAUUUAUAGUUGACCUUUUGUUAGACGAUGUCCCGUUGUGUCUAACAGACGUACAAUACGAACAAAUAGUUAAAUGUAUAAAAGGCCUGAAGGAUAUAGACCGACGUAAGCAACAGAGGCGUUGCAGGCCAACGGUCAGUGUCUCCUCGUCACCUAAAGAAUGGUGGAAAUACGCAGCACGUUGUCAUCUUGGUAAAGAUACUUUGAAACCUAAACCCUCCUGGGAAGACAUACUGCGAAGAGGCAAAGAGAAUAUCUUAUACGUGGAGAGUUACACUAAAUUGCUAGGGACACCUACCAGUAUUUUACCUUCAGACACGAAACAGUUAAAAGAGAAGGUAGAACAGGAGCGGAGUUUCGACGAGCUUAGGGUGCUCAGAGAAAUAGCGAUGCGCAGAGCUAGGCCACCGAAACCUGUACAAAAUUCAGACGUGAACGUACCACAGCCACGUGGAAUGCUUGAACAGUGGUUUCCACAGUGGUGGGGAUGGUACUCGAAGGCACCGAACAUAAACACUCAGAGUUCAUCGUCCACGUUUGAUGGGGAGCUUUUGGACGUCUUAGCGGACACCAUGGACGAUGAUACUUUGUUACGUCGCGACACAGUCUUUGGACAAUUUAAUUUCACUUUAUCGAAAGGGGCUGUUUCUCUCUGUACAACGAAGAACGAUAACGAGAAAGCUGUGAUAGAGCUGCAAUUCGAACGAGUGAACUUAAGUUACGAAUCGAGACCCAGGUCUGGAUCCCACAAGUUUUCCAUCAGUUUAGGAGCCUUGUAUCUCCAUGAUUAUCUAACAGAGAAUUCUACCUUCCCCAUUCUGGUGCAGCCGCAAUUAAUAUUCCCUGCUACCUCCAGAAUUCGUAGUUCCACAGAGAAAUUAACCAAUCAAUUGCCCCAACACCUGUUCGAGAUGACUUACGAGAAGAGACCGUUGCAUUUAACAGCCGAUCACUCGUUGCACGUGAACUCGAGGUCGUUGGACGUGGUGUACAACCCAGCUGUGAUACAUUGGCUGAUAGAUUUCAUGUGCAAACCGCACAGGUCAUCGUCGAACCAGAAGCUCCAAGCGAUGAAACGUAGAACACGAAGGCAGCUUAUCAAGAAUUGGGAACAGAUCUUGGAUGCUGACAUUGUGUAUCGUUCCUCGUGGGACUUGCAGUUCAACAUAUCAGCGCCACAAAUAUUACUGGUCGAAAAUUUCGUGGAUUCAAACGCCGCUGUGGUGGUGGUCGAUUUUGGAAAGCUUCAUCUAUCGAACAACGUACAGAACAACGAGGUGAUCAUAAAACCUGGCUCAGGUACCACCAGCGACGACGAGGACGAAAGAUUCGAGACACCCUGCUCGACUCCGCCUGGCAGCCAAGAGAACGGUUCCAUUCAAGACUUCCAGACGAUAUCCGAGACAGCGUUGCAUCAGAAAUUGUACGAUCAUUACUCCAUCGACUUGGUGGAUCUGCAGAUUUUAGUUGGAAAGGUAAACGACAAUUGGAAACACAUACGUACCAGAGGUAUGUCCAGCUUGCACGUUUUGGAACGUUUCAACAUAUCACUGAAGAUCGAGAGACGUGUGUUCGUUUCGUCGGAUCCUAACUUGCCAUCAGUCACGGUAUCUGGGAAUCUACCACGAUUGGUGGUGCACGUUAACGAACAGAAGGUGGAGGCAAUUCGACUGAUGUACAGUUUGCUAACGAGCUUCUCCAAAUCCACUGGGAUCCAACAGGCUGAUGUGAUAAACGUUGAACCAGAGAGUCCUAAGAAAGAAGAGAGCUUGGACAAGUCUUUGAGUCAUGCGUUGAUGGUUCAAUUUAUGAUUGAUCAAAUGACAUUCGAAUUGCAAUCAAGAGGUCGCAGUGUAGCAGAAUUACAGGUGUCCGGAGUACGAGCUGCUUUCAGCAAAAGGGCAGCAGACAUCAGUGUUUCCCUGUCGGUCCAUGGCUUGCUGCUCGUGGAUGCUCUUCAAGAAUUCGGUCCUGAUUUCGAGUUGCUGGUAGCUAGUCACAAACACGUAGGGAUGGAUAGCAUCUCGGGUAGUCUGAGGGACUCGGAGCCAACGUCACCUGUCUCACCGGUCUCUCCAGGAUCCCCAGACCCUACAGUGCCAAGAAGAUUGACUUCCCCAAUAGCUCUGACAAAUGCUCUCUCGAAUCUAGCGAACAAGGCGAAGAAUCCACAGUCACCUAGAAAUAAUUCUUUGAUCGAUUUAGAAAAGAUGGACUCCGAGGCUCUGAUCGUGGUCGAAUUAAUGUUGGUGUACGACGCUUUGGAGAUUCUUAGAGUCGCCAACAUUCAGUUCAACAAUCUGGACAUAAUCGCCAAUCAGGAAACGAUUGUAGAACUGAUGGGUUUCUUCAGAAGGAUAUUCCCGUCCAGAAAAUUGAGGCCAGGCAUCAUAGAAAGACAGGAGUCCCUUUCGAAUCAGAGCACAGAACCGAAAGUGUCGACCAGUACAAGGAUCACCUUCGAUUUCCAUAGACUGAACGUUCUACUGUUGCGGGCAGUGAUGCAGGAUAAUCAUUUGGUAGGGCAAAAGAUAGCUACAGCCACCAUGUGCGAUGCCCGGAUCCAAGCGACACUGGCAGUGAACGCAUCCAUCUCUGGAUCACUCGGAGGUCUUCAGGUGCUGGAUCAAACGUCGACUGGUAAAACGCAUCAGCGUAUAAUCAGCGUUGGAAGAGACCCCAUAGCCGAUCCACCUCAGCAUCCGUUCGAACACUUCACCGGUCUGACGGACCAGCCGGAAGCCUUAAGGUUCUCAGCCAACAAGUGUACCAAACUGUGUUUCCCACAGCAGGAUGGAACGGGGACUUUGAUAGACUUAGCAGUGCGCAUUGGCAGCGUAUGGUACACCCACGCCCCACACCUGCUAUCAGAAUUGCGUUCAUGUGCCGACGAGUUCAAACAGUAUCUGAGCAACCUUGCACGCCAGAUCAGCGCAGCAGCCACAGACAUGGCCAUUGGUCUUGUCAACGCAGAGGACUGGUCGAUACCACCUCGAAGACGUCUGCCGAGUCUCUCCGUAGACCUGGACAAUUCAGGGACUCUGUCUCUGAAGUUGGACGUUCUUCUGGACAGUCCUGUCCUGGUGAUACCAAGGUCGUCCCACAGCAGACAGGUGUUCGUUGCACACCUUGGUACCAUGUCUUUGCAACACGAACCUCAUCCUGGCUCUAUGGCUAAGCACAAAGUGACUCUGGAAGUCCGGGACAUGAAUCUGUACUCUUUAGAGAUAUCUGCGAAUAUUGGAAAAGCGCCUAGCAAUCUCCCUUUGAGGGCGGAGCAAAUGUAUAGCUGUAAGGAGUCAGGUAAACCGAUCUUGCACGAUACUGUCUUGAAAGUAGUGGUCGAGAAGGAAACCACUCUGGCACAAAGUCCCAGCUUCUUCUUCGACGGUGAGUUCUCCAACAACCCCAUCGUCCAGGUGCACGGAGUGGUGAUGACACCUCUGAAAGUAUCUCUGUCUCGAGGACAGUACGAGCAACUGUUGGACACGAUAAACAGGCUGUUCUCUAUGCCAGUGUCUGUGCCGGUUGUUCAGAAACUGCAGACAACGAAUAAAGUACCGAACAACUAUUCGGACAAGCUGGACCUCUCCAUCAAGGUUCUGUUCGAGUUGCCCACUUUGAGCAUGGAGUUGAAGCAAGGUCCUCAGGAGCAACCACUGGUUGAAUUAUCGAUGCGGGAUUUCGUGGCAAAGUAUGAGAAGCUGCAGAGGAACGAAUCUACCAUUCAAGUUGCCCUGCGUUCACUCCUCAUGGAGGACUUGCUGUGCCCUAUCGGCUCGCGACAUCGUUGCAUGAUGCAGUCAUCGGCACCGACACGUGCCAAGCUUCCCGCCGGUGUCUCCAAGUCCUGCCCCAACUUUGCGUUCGUUCAACAGGUCAGGAGUGAAUUUGGGAGGGGGAGCUUGCCGGAUAGAUUGGAGACGGACACGUUGUAUGGCACCAUUCCUGCUCACUGGCGUAGGAAACCUGUGUCGUUGAUACAUACGCCAAACACACCACCUCCAUCGCCAGGUGCGUCGACCAGUGAAGAGAAUCUGGUCCUAUUGAGUAUCAGCAUCAUCGAACCAGACUGUGAUCAACAGACAAAGGAUCAGUUUCAUCAGAAGAUAGUAACUGUAGACUUCAAUUGUUUGGACUUGGUGAUCAGUGUCGAGUCCUGGAUGGUGGUGUUCGACUUCUUUGGAUUUGCUGGACCGUCUAGAGUGAAUCCUAAAGUCACUAUGCAUCAGACGUCCAUAGACGUAGAUCAGUUGGACAAAGUGGAUAAUUUACCUCUGAGGUCAGAGACUGAGAUAGAAGUUAGGUCUUUGACGUUAGUUCUGAUACAGUCUGAGAGGGAGAUCGCGAAGGCGAACGUGUCAAACGCAAGUAUGCACAUUCUGAAGGCAAAUGGAAAGACAAAGAUAUCAGGAUCCUUGGGAUCCAUGUCCCUGUUAGAUCUGACACCGCAUGGCAGGUUUUACAGAGAGAGGUUCCUCUCGUCAGGCAGGAAAGCUCUGAAUUUUCAGUAUUCUAGUUACGUAGACACAGAGAAACGACCUUACGAUGCCCAAUUGAAACUGGAAAUGUCUGCGGUUCACUAUGUACACACUCAGAGAUUCGUAGCCGAACUACAGGCAUUCUUUGGUCACUUCUCACAACUGUGGACCAUCAUGGCGAAUCUAAGAGCUGGAGUUGGUGCUGUUAUCGAUACCAAUAAAAGAAGCAUGAGAUUAUCGUUACAGCUCCAAGCAGGUGCUCCUGUGAUAUUGUUGCCAGUUAGUUCCAGGUCCGAUGAGUUGAUAUUGUUAGAUCUAGGUGAGCUCACUGCUCACAAUAAGUUUGCAGAAUCAGAAGUGGUGGAUAAAUGCAUGCUAGACGUGAUGUUCCUUGAGCUAGUCAACAUGGACGUUUAUGCGGCCAAGAGAGUGAACUGCGACGAUCAGGAUGAUAAAAUGGACACCUUGGUGGUCGGUGGUUUUCACAUUAAAAAACUUGGAUCCUCUUUGCUUACUGAGAUGUGCCACUUGAAGUUACGUAUCGAAAGAAACUUGGACACUUACAUAAGCAGAGAGAUUCCAGACUUGAGCAUACACGGGACGCUCUCAACCAUGGACUGUGCUUUGGAUCCAGCACAGUACAUGUUGAUUCGUGGACUCCUCUCUUACAAUAUUGGGGAAAACUUGGAGGAUCUACGUCAGUUUAUGCAGGAUCUUGAUCAGACUGCUGAAUACUCGAUAGUCAGCGUGGAUAACAGAGGAAAGAUCUGGAAGAAAUCCUGUAUAACUCUGGAAUUAGUGAACGUGACAGUCAAGUUACACCCAAAUCACAAUAUAGCAGCUUUGGCUUGUGUUAAUUUUAUUAAAUCCAGGUUGACGUUGGACUCCCUGAGCGAUGGCUCGCAGGACAUUGACCUGGUGUCCCAGGAGAUUUUAAUCAUAGACACAAGGUUCCAGGAUGAACCGGUUAAUAAACAGUCCAACGUUUUCACUAGUAUCUUGCAGCCCCUCAGGAAUUCCAAUAACGAAAAUCGUGUCCAGGCUGAGGUGCACCAUAGGAGGCGGAAGACAAACGCAGCGACCACUAUUCUCGUGCACAGCAUGCGACUGACUGCUAUUCUUGACUGGUGGGAGGCGGUCAGGGACUUCCUGAUGUUGAAUUCCCUCGAGCCCAGGCCCAUCAUUGGAAUUGCUCAAACAGCGACAGAGAGUAACCAGGAGAACGAUAACAACGCUUCGACGGCGAUACCCCUUGAAUUAAAAAUCAACAUCACUGAUUCCGAGUUGGUGAUCGUGGAGGACACUUCGGUGCGCGACACCAACGCUGUUAUCCUGAAGAGCACCGCUGUACUUUCGUACAGAUCGGCUCCUCAUGAAGGAGAGAAACCGUUGUCCUGUAAUCUGUCUCAUUGCGAGCUAUUCUCUUGCAUUCUGGGACUGGAAGAAGAGACCGCCCUGUCCAUCAUCGACCCCGUAGGUGCCAGUUUAGAUUUGACGCAGGAUAAAUGCCUCGAGAUCCAACUGCAACCACUCUGCGUGAGAUUGAGCUACCACGACGUGACCAUGUUCUCCAGGAUGCUCAAAUCUCUGCCGAAACAGACACUGCUGGCCAAGCAACGAUCCAGCGAAGCGUUGACCUCUGCUGAAAUGCAGGUGCAAAAGUUAACAGCAUUGGGGUUCAACGAUGCUGAUUGCAGAGCAGCCUUGGAUCUCUGUAAUGGCCAGCUGGACGAGGCAGCCUUAUGGCUGACCCAAAACGCGGUACCUGACUCUAACGUUAACACCAACAACGAAUCUGUCUUUCACACUGUUGAACUGCAAACGCCUUGUGCAAGAAUAUGCAUCAUCGAUGACUGUAGAGAUGCUGAUGUACCAUUGUUAGAGAUCUCGUUGCUGGAUCUAAACUUGAAGCAAGCAUGCAUGGGACCUGGUUUAGUAUCCACCACGUUCAGCAUUGAUUAUUAUAACAGAGUACUCAGUGGCUGGGAACCUUUUGUGGAACCAUGGAAAGCCACUGUCCAUUGGGAACAGACCCUAACUAAUUCCCUCAAUUCCAAAAGAUUGCAGAUGUCUGUUGACUCUCAAGAUUCUGUUGACGUUAACAUAACAUCCACAUUGGUAGAACUGAUAGAGUUAGUGAAGAACAACUGGAUGCAGGAUUUCUAUUCAACCUCCAACAAAGAUGUUAAUGUGAACAAAGCAACAGGGAAUGGAACAGCGUACAGGCGUCGAAUGCCUUUCAUUCCUUUUGCCUUGAAGAAUGAAACUGGCUGUAAAUUGUGGUUCAAAACGAUCAUCGCCACUGCUGACGAUACCAAGGAUAUAGGACAGAAUUUCAAGAGCAAGAAUGUAUUUCAGAAGGAUGAUACCUGGCUUGAAGUUGUUCCUGGUGACACAAUUCCAUUCACCUUUGAGGGAAGGGGGAAAUUAAGGCAUCAUGCCACUCAUACGGUCAGAAGACAUCAGAUCACAGUGCUGAUAGAUGGAUGGAGACCGGUAGACCCUGUUACAGUUGACCGUGUUGGAAUAUACUUUAGGCAUGCGAAUGCAAACUUUACUACCUCACAGUUGCGGAUGUUCACACCAAAGGCUAGAAUAGUAUUCGCUGUUGAAUUAGAAGGAUCAGCUAGGAAAUUGGUUACGGUUAGAUCAGCCUUGCAAAUAUCCAACAAAUUAAAACACCCAGUGGAGAUCAAAAUGGAGAAAUCUUUGAAUCAGUUUGGACAUUUGUCUUUGUCAGUUAACGACAGGAUACUUCAGGUACCUGCAUUAUCGACCGUGUCGGUACCUUUAACGCACACCGGUAUACAGAUGUGUCUGAAGCCUCUUAAUCUGAAUACCUUGUUCCAAUAUUGUACAGAAACGAUAGAUUGGACAGUAGUAAAGAAACCAUUAGAGAUUAUUGAAAAUCGUAUCACAUGUAGAGCUAACCAUAACAAUAUAUUUAGAAUGUGUGUAGCAGUGAUGAGAGAUAAUUAUCCACCUGACACCAGUCAGAUACUACCAGGUCAUACGAUAACUGUGAUGGCUCCUCUUACAUUGACCAACUUAUUACCCCACGAGUUGUUGUUCGAAGUAGGUACAGAGAGCGGUAGAAUCCUACCUGGUGGCAGCGCAGACUUGCAUGCUGUGAAUGUUGAAGAGCAGCUGGAGAUCACUAUACAAUUGGAUGGUUAUCCCGGUCCAGGAAUGAUGAUAUUACCACCGCACACCAACUCGUUCACUGCUCGUCUUAGACUAACAGAUUCCCCUGGCAGAAUAUUAUACCUACACGCAGCUGUUAAUAUAGAAAAGGGAUCUGGUACACAGAUCAACAUCACCGCACCAUAUUGGAUUAUUAAUAAAACUGGUUUGCCUCUGGUGUUCCGGCAAGAAGGAGUUGGAGCUGAGGCAGCUGGCCAAUUCGAAGAGCACGAGAAGGCCAGAAUGGUGGAACCAUUGUUAUUUUCUUUCAGCGAUGAAGAAGCCAGCAGAACCCUGUCGGUAAGAGUGGGUACUGCUGUGCAUCCACAAGGAAUUCCACAGUGGUCGCAGCACUUUCAUUUGCAACCUGGAAUACAGGUGCAUCGUCUUAGGAUAUCCCUACGCGACGGUCGACCUGACAUAGUAUAUUUAAUCAGUGUGGCUACUAGGACAGCAAGAGGAAAAUACAGGGCUACCACCGUGGUUACUUUAUCUCCAAGAUAUCAACUGCAUAAUAAAUCAAGUUUCACUUUGGAACUAGCUCAGAAAUGUUUCACGACAACAAUUAGUCACCCAGAUGCUCAAGCAACGUAUAUCAGAACCAUGCCCGAUUGUCACAUGCCGUUUCACUGGCCACGUCUCGAUAAAGACUUAUUAUUGUGCGUCCGUAUCAUAAAUGUUAAAGAUUGCAUGUGGUCAGGUGGUAUCAGACUGGACGAUAAUUAUUCACUGACUAUUAACAUCAGAGACGCGGCAGGAAGAAUGCAUUUCCUUCGAGUAGAUGUUGUGCUACAAGAAAGUACCUAUUUCAUCGUGUUCACUGACGCGGAUACCAUGCCACCCCCUAUAAGAGUUGAUAAUUUCUCGGAGGUGCCUUUGAUAGUAAAUCAGGUCACGGUACACGACAGUCUGCAGUGGACUGUCAGGCCACAUUCCUCCGUACCAUAUGCACUGGAUGAACCAAUUCAGACAGCUGGUUUAGUUUUAACCGCGCCUGGAGGUGUGACAGCUACGUAUGACUUGAAUAUGCUUGGAGAAAGCAGAGGUCUGACGUAUGAAAACUUCAUCUACAUUGCUUUCGCUGGUACCUUCAAGACAGACUGCGAUCUGGGAACAGGAGAGGGCGGUCUUGAUCCUUUAGACGUUGAAACUCAAAGGUUGGUUUUAGAAGCUGGCCCCGGUGGCUGGGUUGCUCUUAGAAGGAAGCAGUACGGAGCUAGAUCACAGCUUUGGAGAAUGACCGGUGAUGGUCAGUUACAACACGAAGGCUCUAGCCCACCUAGAGACAAACAUUCAAAAACCCCUGAGACGGUGUUAGUUCUGGACAUAGCAGGCACAGCCCCACAACCCUUUACCUAUUGUGCCCUUGCGUUAAGGAAACCUGAUCCUAGAAGAAGAUCAACGCAAACUUGGCGGUUCACCGAUGAUGGACGAUUGUGUUGUGCGCACAAGAACAUGUGCGUUCAGUCAAAGGAUGGAUUUAUGGGAUUACAUGAAGGCGGCAGUGUCGCCCGUUGGCAAAUGUGGAGUGAAGCAGUAUUGGGCCCCCAGACUCACUCCAGUCCUCCUCCAAUUGAACAACGCGUGGGAAGACAAAAAUUGAGACCAGGAUCUGGCUUCUUAUCAAUCAGAGUAACUACCGAUGGUCCAACCAGGGUGUUACAGGUGUUGGAUAUCAAAGAAAGGAAGAAAACUUUUGCCUUAUUAGAAGAACGUGACUGGUCCCACAUCGCUGUGAGCCACCGUCCAACGCAGAUAUACACCGACGCUGAAAAAUUAAAUUCUCGCGAAUUAGAAUUGAAGGUGAAUCUGAUAGCUGGCCUGGGAUUGUCGAUUGUUUCCCGGAGGCCGGUCGAAGAGUUGCUGUUUGCUCGUUUAGCUGGAAUCUCCUUGGAACUCGUACAGACUCCCGCAAAUAUCACUUUAGAUCUGAGCGUGGAGGACAUACAAAUUGACAAUCAAUUGUUUGAAGCGCAAUGCAGCUCUGUCUUAUACGUGACACGGGCAGCCCGCGUCGAAAGCGAGCACAGGCCGGCUAUACACGUGGUCGCUGAGAAAUUGAAGUCUAGAAGCCAGAACGCUGAGAUAUACAAACACGUGAUCGUUACGAUUAAGCCUCUUUGUAUACAUUUGGAGGAGAAGCUGAUCUUAAAAUUGGCUGCGUUCAUCGGGGCGGGAAGAUCGGAACUGGAGGUGCCGGUGGAUGAAAAUGAUUUCAAAGCGCAGAGAUUUAUUUCAGAGGUGUCCGCCGCCCACGCCAAGCGAUACUACUUCGGUGCAUUGAAAAUUGUUCCUAGCCAAGUGAAAUUAAGCGUGCUUACCACCACAAAACUACCACGCCAUUUACAGGCAAUAAAAAGACAAUUAGGCCUAACAUUGAUCAAGUUCGAAGACGCCACUAUUGAAUUAGAGCCAUUCAUUAAGAAACAUCCCUUCGAAAGUACUCAAUUCUUAGUGCAUUCCAUUGUAAAGCAUUACAAAGAUGAACUGAAAUGGCAAGCUGCUGUAAUACUAGGGUCUGUAGAUUUCUUGGGUAAUCCUCUUGGCUUCGUGAACGAUGUCACCGAAGGUGUAUCCGGCUUGAUUUAUGAAGGAAGCGUAAAAACAUUAGUGAAAAACGUCACUCAUGGUAUAUCAAAUUCAGCUGCCAAGGUGACAGAGUCAUUGUCCGAUGGAUUGGGCCGAGUAAUAAUGGACGAAAGGCACGAAGAAGCUAGACAAAGGAUUCGCGCGAAUACUGCGGGUAGUAGCGACCACUUGGUGGCUGGAUUAAAGGGUUUUGGCUUUGGCUUACUAGGAGGGGUAACGAGUAUCUUCAAGCAGACUUAUGACGGUGCUGCAAACGAAGGAUUUCCUGGUUUCUUCGCUGGUUUUGGUAAGGGGGUCGUUGGAACAAUCACAAAACCAGUGGUGGGGGUGUUGGACCUUGCCACAGAAACUGCCACUGCUGUACGAGAGACAAGUAGAAGCGCUCAUCGUACAAUACCAAAACGAGAUAGAUACCCUCGUGUCGCUAGUGGUCCAGCCGGCCUACUGCCUCCUUAUAAUCGUCAACAAGCGGAGGGUCAAGAGUUUCUCUACAUAAUAAACGAUCAUAAUUACUCGGAAUUGUUCGUAGCGUACGAGUGCCUGCGUACAGGCACGGAGAACCUAAGGGUACUCGUGUCGAACGAUCGUGUCCGCGUGAUAUCCGGCGGUACGAAAGGGGUGGUGACUGAAGUCAGUUUAGCGGAUUUGUUGUAUUGUCAGCCGAUGCAUAAAGUGGAAAGUAACGAUGUCACGUUGUACUACAUAGAAUUAAUAUCCAGAUCGGAUUCAACGAUAACCGUUAACGUGGACGGUCCUGAACUAUUAAGGAGACCCAAGGUGCGAUGCGACAACGAAGAGGUGGCCAAAAGAGUGUCGCAACAAAUCAAUUAUGCCAAGGGAAUGCACGAAGAACGCAGUUUAACUCUGACUUCGUCGGACAAUAUGAUAGAUGAUGUCCAAUACUACAAAUAAUUACGAAUGAUCGCGCACUGAGAUAAUCUCUGUUUUGUGUUAACCUAUCUAUUUCAAUUGCUAGUCGAUAUCUCGGUUUCUAUGUUUCUUUGUCUCUGUUGUCUCUUUUUUUUUUAACGAUGCACAUAAUGAUGCCUUACUACGCUUAAACUAAGUUGAUGAUAAGACUGACGCAAGGUACCAUUGAUGCAGAAACUUUCUUAAGUAUAAUAAUGGGAAAUCAGCUGGACAAUACACUUUGAAAAAAAGACAUGUUAGGAUGUUCGGUUAUCGCACAGGUAGUAUACAUGUAACUUUGAUACUAUUGAUAAAAGAGGUAAAUUAGGAGGUCUUUCAAAAGGCAAGGAUUUUUUUAAAGUGUGUGUACAUAUAUAUAUAUAUAUAUUAAAAAUAUUUAAUGAUACUGUACAAUAUAGUUAAGUAUAUCUGGACUAAUGUAAUCUACUUAAAAUGAAAAAGGUAACAAAUACCAAAGUUUUUACAUAGAAUAUAGGAUAUUUAUUUUCUAUUAACGAGUUUGAUAUUUUGCAAACUAUUUGCGUUCAGUAACUAUGAACUAUAUUUUUUAUGGUGUCGAGUGUAACGUUGUAUAAAGAUAAUAAGCCAUUAACCAAAGUAUUAAUAACUGUACAUUCUUCUUUUAAUGUUACAUGUGUACAAAUAAUUCAAACUUGUACAAAUACGAUGUAAGAUUAUAAUCAGCUACGUUCAAAUACAUUUUUAUAAGGCUGAUGCUUUGUACAGCUUGAGUAUACAGUAUACAUAUAUUUAUGAUAUUUGAUGAAUAAAACUGUGAAUAAAUAUCAGUACUUUAGAAAUGUACAGGAUUGCCCAAUCAUUAUUAACACCUGCAAAAGAAAACUGUUGAAUAUAAGUUGAUUAAUACAGAAGUGGCCAUUGUAUGUUGGCAAGUAUUUCAUUUUUAGCUGCAGUUUUCUUUUAAAUGAAUGGUACAAAAGAAAGAAAGUUGAAUUUAUAUAAACAUGUACUCUUAAGAACUUAAAA
Osmia lignaria (orchard mason bee) is the source of this 13441-nucleotide messenger RNA. RefSeq names its product vacuolar protein sorting 13D (gene Vps13D). Gene Ontology annotation, molecular function: protein binding. Gene Ontology annotation, biological process: mitochondrion organization; protein retention in Golgi apparatus; protein targeting to vacuole. The record is from RefSeq and is a predicted model, not a curated record. Lineage: Eukaryota; Metazoa; Arthropoda; Insecta; Hymenoptera; Megachilidae.